AUGAAGAUACAUACCGGAGAAAAACCUUUUUCGUGUAAUAUCUGUGAAUUUAGAUGUAUUUCAAAAGGUCGUUUGCAAAUACAUAUGAAAAUACAUACCGGAGAAAAACCUUUUUCGUGUAAUAUCUGUGAAUUUAGAUGUAAUACAAAAAGUAAUUUGCAAAGGCAUAUGAAAAUACACGCCGGAGAAAAACCUUUUGCGUGUCAUAUCUGUGAAUUUAGAUGUAAUACAAAAAGUAAUUUGCAAGCACAUGUUAAAACACACACCGGAGAAAAACCUUUAUCGUGUAAUAUCUGUGGAGGUAGAUAUAUUAAAAAAAGUAACUUGCAAAGGCAUAUGAAAAUACAUACCGGAGAAAAACCUUUUUCUUGUCAUAUAUGUGAAUUUAGAUGUAUAAGAAAAGAUCAGUUGCAGAAUCAUUUAAAAAUACACACUCGAGAAAAACCUUUUUCGUGUAAUAUCUGUGAAUACAAAUGUAUACUAAAAGCUGAUUUGAGAACACAUAAAAAUACACAUCAGUGA
This is a messenger RNA of Parnassius mnemosyne (clouded apollo), 522 nucleotides long. The record is from the annotation of a GenBank genome assembly. NCBI's taxonomy places the organism in Eukaryota, Metazoa, Arthropoda, Insecta, Lepidoptera, Papilionidae.